Ooceraea biroi (clonal raider ant) is the source of this 2135-nucleotide messenger RNA. Its product is annotated as phosphotriesterase-related protein. Gene Ontology annotation, biological process: catabolic process. The record is from RefSeq and is a predicted model, not a curated record. Lineage: Eukaryota; Metazoa; Arthropoda; Insecta; Hymenoptera; Formicidae. Gene Ontology annotation, molecular function: zinc ion binding.
UGGUCUUGGAAUACGGUCUAGUCAUGCUAGUCGUGGAUCACGAUCUGCCGCUAUCGGACGUGGUAUCGCGCAUGUUUCUGUACUAAAUGGAAUAUACAAGUGACAUUGAGUUUACGCAAUUCCAGAACGUCUGACAGUUGAUUACGUUAGGGCAAGUCGACGUGGCUGUGUCUGAACUUUCGAGCUUUUUGAUUCCAACGAGGAUAAAGUGAAGAAAUGGAUAGAAGUCGUGCAGACACCGUGGAAACUGUGCUGGGACGUAAACGAUUGUCGGAGCUUGGCAGAACGUUAACGCACGAGCACUUCUCUCUGGACUUUCGCAAGUUUUACGUACCACCACCGAGUCAUCUGAAAGAUUUUUCGAAUGACGAGCUGUCCUUGCGGAACAUUGGGUAUAUCAGACAAUAUCCGUACAGUAACUUAGUUAACUUAUCGUUCAAUGACGACGGAUCAGCGGCAGCUGUUCUCGAGGAUGUUGAAAUAUUUAAGAAAAGUGGCGGUGGAACCAUCGUGGAGAACAGCAACCACGGCUUGCAACGCGACAUCUUUUUAAUGAAAGCAGUUAGCGAGUCCACUGGGAUCAACGUAAUUGCCGGAACUGGAUAUUAUGUUGCCAGUACGCAGAGUGCAUCAACUCUCAGUACGUCGAAAGAAGAAAUGUAUAACUUGAUGUACAAAGAAUUGCAAACUGGUUGCGAGGAAUGUCCCGACGUGAAAGCAGGAUUUAUCGGAGAAGUCGGCAGCACUUGGCCAAUCGAAGAUUUUGAAAAACGAGCUAUUUGCGCGACUGGCGAGCUUCAAGCGCAAUUGGGUUGCCCUGUGAGCUUUCAUCCUGGGAGGAAUGAAUCUGCGCCCAUGGAAAUAAUGCGGAUCUACCAAGAGGCUGGAGGAGAUUCCAGCAAAGCCAUCAUGUCGCACAUCGAUCGUACAUUGACCAGCGUGGAGAAGCUCAUGGAGUUCGCCGACGAGACCAAAUGUUACAUCCAGUUCGAUCUGUUUGGUACCGAAUGUUCUUUUUAUCAGUUAAACACGACAAUCGAUAUGCUGUCGGACGCACAGCGCGUCAAACGUAUUGCGAAGCUAAAGAAAGAAGGAAAACUGCGCCGAGUCCUCAUGAGUCACGACGUUCACACCAAGCAUAGACUGAUACCUUUCGGUGGUCAUGGAUAUUCUCAUAUCACGAGUAACGUUAUACCAAGCAUAAUGAUGAACAGGGGCUUUACUACGGAGGAAAUCAAUACGAUUACAAUUGAAAAUCCCAGAAAGUGGCUUACUCGAGAAUAAUUUAUUUGCGGAGCAAGGUGUGUCUUUUCUCAUGAAACGGUAAUGGAUUCUUAUUUUAUUGAGUGUACGUUGCUGCAUUAUAGUCUAAUGUCCUUAUUUUAUACUCAUUGCCUUAAUUAUACGAACGCGUUUUUUUAAAUAUAAAACGAUACAAAUUGCAUUUUAUUUACAUACGAUGCACGAUAAGCUUUGGUAAAGGUCAGUAUCCGGCCGAGGAGCUUUAGCUUCCUGGCUUUUCCGAUUUUCGGAAAUUAAAUACGCGCGCGACACAUUCGACGUUCGCGAUACAUCAUUCAUGAGCGAAAGAAUAAUUUAUACAACGCACUAUUCUAUCGUACUAGACGAGGUACAAAAAUCAUGCGAACUGGCUCGAUAACAGUAACGAGAGAGUAUCAGUCUUCCUUUCUUCCUCGUGACGAAAGACGUUUAUCCUCUCCUCUCAAUUUUUCGACAUCAGCCUUCGAUCUGCGAUGUCUUACAGCUCCUCCUGGAGUUGCGAACUUCUCACGGGAUUCAUGGCUAUAGACACCGUCGACACCAUGGUUUUGCUGAAGUCCUUUGAGUAAUCUGUGGCCAAGGAGUAAGACGUGAUUAUACUUCGAUGGCGACAUCACUCGGCACUGUCGUGUCAAAUGCAGAGAAGAGAGUAGCAAUUGACGAAAAAGCGCUAGCCUAAAGCUGUCUUGAAGUAGUGAAUGAUUUGUGUUUCCUAAGAUACAGUGGUAUCAUGAUAUGUAUGGAAGAAAUAUAUGUAUACAAGGAAUAAAAUAUCGCAAUAAAAUAGUGAAAGAAAGAAGUUAGAUGUGAUGCAAUUUAUGUAAUUUACACAUUUAUAAAUUAUGGUUUGUAAA